Lucilia cuprina (Australian sheep blowfly) is the source of this 1234-nucleotide messenger RNA. Its product is annotated as peroxisomal membrane protein PEX13. Gene Ontology annotation, biological process: protein import into peroxisome matrix, docking. The record is from RefSeq and is a predicted model, not a curated record. Gene Ontology annotation, cellular component: peroxisomal membrane; peroxisomal importomer complex; peroxisome. Bases 311 to 1219 code for a protein of 302 amino acids. The transcript is spliced from 3 exons. NCBI's taxonomy places the organism in Eukaryota, Metazoa, Arthropoda, Insecta, Diptera, Calliphoridae.
GGCAUCUCCAUUUACAGAAAAAAACAGCUGGCAGCCAAUUUUAAUAGUUUUAAUUAAUUUGUGCGUGAAAUAAAGUCGUAAAAUUUUAAUUUUGUUAGAAAAUUAAUAAAUUAACUAAUAAAAUUUACCUAAAUCUCAUCAAGUAAACCAGAGACUGUUUUAGUGUGUGGUAGGCAUACAAAUAUUACCCCCCUUCUUCUUCACACUUCAAAGACUGUGUUGUAUUGACUGAUUGCCGAACAAAGUUCAGAAGAUUUACAAUUUAGUUGAAGAUAAUAAUUAUAGUUGAAAGUGAAUAAACAAAAUCGAUAUGUCGGAGAAUGCCACAGUCAGCAAUUUUCGCAGUCCCGUGGUGGCUGAGCCUAUUUUAAUGCCUCCCACUAUGGGUGCAGGUGGUGGUGAUAUGGGCAUGUCAAGUUUGAGUUCAGAUGCAAUUUUGAGAACUCCUGCUGGUAAUGUACGGUCUUUGGCACCGCCCCCUUUGCCUAUGGCUCCCAGUUCACAAUAUUCAUCUGCCGGUAUGGGUAUGGGAGGUGGUGCUUAUGCCGGUGGUUAUGGUGGCUAUGGUGGUGGUUUUGGUAGUUAUGGUGGAGGCUUUGGUUCUAGUUAUGGUGCUGGUUAUGGAGGUUUUGGUGGACUAGGAAGUUAUGGUGGCUACGGUGGUGGUUAUGGCGCUUAUAACCGUUUUGGCAUGUCUGGCGUUGGCAUGAAUCCUAUGGAUCCAGAGGCCCGUUUUAUACAAUUGGCAGAAGCUAGUUCAAGGCCUGCUUUUCAGAGCAUAGAAUCUUUAGUAUCAGCUAUUGGCAAUAUCGCUUCCAUGUUGGAUUCUACUUUCUUUGCCUUAACCAGUUCGUUUAGAGCUAUUUUAGGAGUGGCAGCCAAUUUUGGACGUUUGAGAGGUGUGUUUGCACAAUUUUGGUCUACUUUUGCCAUAUUCCGGGGUCUUACAUGGAUCUACAGAAAAAUUCUCUAUUGGUUGCGCAUCUCUAAUAUGGAUCCCUCCUCGGAGUCGUUUAAGAAAGCCUUUGCUGAAGCCUUGAAUGAAUCUUCAAGCCAACAACAGGGUGCUCCCAAGCUGCCACGCAAAGGUCAAUCUCCUUGGCCUGUUUUAGCUUUCCUUAGUUUCAUAUUCACCGCUCCUUAUUUGAUUAUGAAACUAUUGGGUACUGUUACCAAUACUGCACAGGAAGAAGGUAUGUAUUUCUUGUUAUAUUUUUAGAUUUUUGUUAUUUUA